Molecule: messenger RNA, 1059 nt
Organism: Aspergillus niger
Lineage: Eukaryota; Fungi; Ascomycota; Eurotiomycetes; Eurotiales; Aspergillaceae
Exons: 2
Coding region: 1-1059 (352 amino acids)
Source: RefSeq, a predicted model, not a curated record
AUGACUACUCCUGCUCUUGCUCCUGCUCCAGCCCCAGCUCCAGCUUCUACUCCAGAUCGCGUUCCAGCCCCAGCUCCUAUGUUUGUUCCCUUUAGGUCGGGCUUGGGUAUAGCUCUAGACGCAGCUCGAGCUCUGGUCCCUGUCCCAGCUUCGCCUCCAGAUUUAUGUUUCAGUUUCCUUAACCCUGUCAGAUUUCCGAAACUACCAAGUAUGAAGUUGAGGCGCUAUGUAGCCUGGCUACUAAGGGAGGCCGAGGUACCAGCCUUUCCAUGGGGCCCCGAGAUAACGCGGAUAUACGGAAGUGAGAACAAAUUCCAAUACCACCUCUGGGCAGUAAAGGAUGAGGAAAUGGAGAAGGCCGUGCAAGUGCUCGACAAGGCUGGAUUGCCACCCUGCAAACAUGGCCGUCGUUGCAAGGUCUUUGACCCUCAGUACACUGAACUUCCAUUUCCCGACCAUCAUUACCACACAGACCACAAUUAUCAAGUAAACGGUGUCACUAAAGGUGUCUAUCUGUACCGGAAGUCCCGACUUUUCCCAUCUCUCCCUGAUCCGCCGCUUGACGAUCCGGAGCCUAAGGACCGAUGCUAUAUGCUCAGUUCUGACAGCCGGUUUCCGGACUGGAACAUUGACCCUGCUGAGCGCUUGUCUGAGCAAAAGUACCCUGUUACUAUUCCUACGCCUGCCAGAUAUUUGGAAGCCAUCUGUCUGCUGGCUGUCCGUUAUAGGGAAGGGCAGCAUUCGAGUGCAUUUUGGGACGAGGAAGAAGACCGGAUGAUGGAUCUCCUGGGCGAUAGGUUUGUCGAUGUACUACAAUUGAGUGACCUUGACGAGCCAUGGCAUGAAUAUUGCAGGCGAAAUGUUGACCGCAUUUAUAGCGACCGUGUGGAUGACUGGUGUGGUCGUAAAUACCAGGCCCUGAUCUAUGCUGAUCUGAAGAAAAAGGGCCAGCUUCAAUCACCUGAGACAAAGGAAAUCUUACGUACUAGAUGGUUGAGCGGAUUCUUCUCGGAACUUGCAAAGGCUCAGGGUCUGUCCCCAGAUGCACUAUUGAAGUGA